AUGACAACUGUAAUACGUAUACUCGUAUAUGGUUGUGCAACCGAUCAUUAUGACGAGUAUAUUAAAAUCAGUGAGAGCACUGCCAUUGAAACCCUGAUGACAUUUUGUAAGGCUGUUAUUGGUGUGUAUGGGGAAGAGUACAUGCGCCCACCCAACGAAGUCAACAUAGCACGACUACUUCAAGAAGGGGAGGAGAGAGGAUUCCCGGGUAUGCUUGGUUCUAUCGACUGUAUGCACUGGGAGUUGAAAAAUUGUCCAGUGGCGAAAGGACGUUUUCAUACGGAUACGCUCAUAUUGGAGGCGGUUGCCUCAAAAGAUUUAUGGAUCUGGCAUGCAUUCUUUAGAAUGCUUGGUUCACACAAUGAUAUUAACGUGCUAGAUCAUUCUCUGGUAUUCGACAGUAUCGCUAUUGGCCAAAUUCCUUUGACCAUCCCGCACCCAACUACAGUAAAAGAAAAACUUUUUGCUAAAAGACAAGAGGCCUGUAGGAAAGAUGUGGAACGAGCUUUUGGGGUCUUACAGAGGAAGUGGACAAUAACACAUGGACCAGUGCAUUUUUAG
This is a messenger RNA of Cornus florida, 561 nucleotides long. RefSeq lists its product as uncharacterized. The transcript has 2 exons. The record is from RefSeq and is a predicted model, not a curated record. Bases 1 to 561 code for a protein of 186 amino acids. NCBI's taxonomy places the organism in Eukaryota, Viridiplantae, Streptophyta, Magnoliopsida, Cornales, Cornaceae.